Messenger RNA from Glycine soja, 611 nucleotides. RefSeq names its product dolichol-phosphate mannose synthase subunit 2-like. The record is from RefSeq and is a predicted model, not a curated record. Gene Ontology annotation, molecular function: enzyme regulator activity. NCBI's taxonomy places the organism in Eukaryota, Viridiplantae, Streptophyta, Magnoliopsida, Fabales, Fabaceae. The coding region runs from base 258 to 500 and encodes 80 amino acids. Gene Ontology annotation, biological process: GPI anchor biosynthetic process. Gene Ontology annotation, cellular component: endoplasmic reticulum membrane; dolichol-phosphate-mannose synthase complex. The transcript is spliced from 4 exons.
CUGGUUGGAGAGGGCUGGAGGCGCGGCUGCAGUAGAGGAUCCGCGUCCAGUGUUUGGUGGUUGUGAUGUGAAUUUGAGAACCUCCAGUGUUCAGCAACCCUAAAUUUGGGCCUCAAGGAUCUUGGUGUUUGCAGAGUUGGGCAGGCAGGGUCAGAAGAGCUUGUACCCACAGGCUUCUCGAUUUGGUGUGUAAAACAGUGAAGAACACCACAGAAUUCAAUUAUAAGGAAGUGAGAACAUAAGCAUUAAGCAUCAAAAUGGAAUUAGCAGACAGAGCUGUUGGAUUUCUGUUAUCCUUUAUCAGCUUAUCAAUAUUUACCUAUUAUACUUUCUGGGUUAUCAUCCUGCCAUUUGUGGAUGAUGAUCACUUUGCGCACAAGUACUUCUUACCCCAAGAGUAUGCCAUUAUGAUACCAGUUUCAGCUGGUGUGGCACUUCUUUGCCUCUUGUGCAUAUUUAUUGGAUUCGUGAUGCUCAAAUCCAAAAAGAAGAAGGCCUAACGGCUAACACUGUCCAUUUGUUGCACAAUUUGUUCUAAUUUUUGAAAUAGUGAAUUUAUUGAAUGCAUUUUCGAUCAUUUCAUUCCAAUUAUUAGUAAUCACCUUUUUUUU